Parasteatoda tepidariorum (common house spider) is the source of this 1210-nucleotide messenger RNA. RefSeq names its product retinol dehydrogenase 7. Gene Ontology annotation, cellular component: intracellular membrane-bounded organelle. Gene Ontology annotation, molecular function: oxidoreductase activity. NCBI's taxonomy places the organism in Eukaryota, Metazoa, Arthropoda, Arachnida, Araneae, Theridiidae. Gene Ontology annotation, biological process: steroid metabolic process. The record is from RefSeq and is a predicted model, not a curated record.
GUAGGGGUUCUUCAUACUUUACUAUCCAUGAAAUAAUUGACACGGACGCAUCUGUGUCAGUUACACAGUUGCGAAAGCAUCUGUUUAGAUUUUUUUUUAAAAAUUCUCAUAAGAAAUGAAUCAUUACAGCAACCUCUUUUUGUUCAUGCUGUCAUUUGCUGCAUUUUGGUUUUUUUCUAACUUAGUGCCCUCUUUUUGUAUUAUUCUAGAAAAAUUAUUAGUUGUUUCUGCUGCACUAUUUGCAUCUAGUUUGGUAGCCAAAUUUUUAGAGAAAAAACUCUUAGACGGAAAGGUAUCGGCCAAUAACAAAGCCGUUUUCAUUACAGGCUGUGAUUCAGGAUUCGGAAAAGAAUUGACUAAGCGUUUGGAUCAGCUUGGUUACAAAGUCUUCGCUGGUUGCCUGGAUUCAAAAGGGAAAGGUGCACUUGAAUUAGUUGAAACUUGCUCUUCCAAAGUUGAAAUUAUCUCUCUAGAUGUCACAAGUGAUGAGAGCAUAGAAGAGGCGAGAAAUCACAUAGCUAAUAAUCUCAAAGGAAAUGUUCUUUGGGCUGUGGUCAAUAAUGCAGGAGUUGUACAAAGUGGAGAAAUGGAUUGGGCAUGCAUGGAAGACAUUAGGAUGGUAUAUGAAGUGAAUACUUUUGGCACAAUCAAAGUUACAAAAACUUUUUUACCCCUAAUAAAAGCAUCAAAAGGAAGAAUAGUAAAUAACACUAGUGCUGUUGGUCGUUUUAUUUGCCCAGGCUUUGUUGGCUACUGUAUGUCCAAAAGUGCAACCAUUGCAUUUACUGAAGGUCUAAGAAUAGAAAUGUUAAAAUGGCAUGUAAAAGUUAUUAGCAUUGAGCCUUUCUUUUAUAAAACUCCUCUGACCACCUUGGAAACAGCAAUUCAAACUGCUGAAAAUGCAUGGAAAAAAGUUGACCCAGACACUCAUAAAGUAUAUGGAGACAGUUACUUUGAAAGUUUCAAAUACAAUUGUCGCCACACUGCUGAUCUAGGCAGUUCCAAAAUUCAUGAAGUCAUUGAUUGCUUUGAAGAUGCCAUAACUUCAAAAAUGCCGAAGCCUGUUUAUUUCCCUGCUUAUCUACCUCACAAAUUCGGUAUCCUAAUUUCAAAACUCUUGCCAACAAAAUUAAUGGACGACUAUAAAAGACUUCAUCUUGACAGUGGGGAAAGACCAGCAGCUUUAAAAAGACACACAAAUUAGAAACAA